AUUAGAGGAAGAGAAGUGCACUUAGAACAAAUGAGAGAACGUGUCACAUGUCUGCCUCAGGGCCUGCUCAAAUGUCAGCGCAAAUCUGAAGGGUGACCCCGGUGCUGCUGGGUUUGGAUCUCGGGUCUGUCUGGAAACCUGUCUGAGAAUCAUCAGCAUCCUCUGUGAAGUUGAUGGAGUAAUGAGGAGGUGAAGAUAUACACACUGAUGUCUGCUGGUGGCUCAGGGAUGGACGACUCAACAGAGGAGACGACACAGGCCGUACCGUUAAGGCAACCGAAGGAAGGAGGCACCAUCACUAGACAGCCGGCAACCAAACGCUACAGUGAGAUUUUACGAGACUUCGAUAACUUGGAGUUGUCCUUAGUGAGCAGCACGUCUGUAGAGGAAUUUCUCGGAGACUCUGAUGUCCAGUCGUUCUCAGAAGCAGUAGACACAACAUUGGAGGAUUUGUCUGGUGAAGAUGUAGACACGCUUGUCUGUCCUGAUGAAGAUGAAAGAGAAGGUGGAUUGUCGGCCCAGGAAGCUGAUGUGGCCAUGUGCCGCAGCGAGGGAGGCGUGGAGCUCGCCUUACAGUAUGCCAAGCUAUGGUGCCGCUACGCCAAAGACAUCCUCACCUGGAUAGACAAGAGAAUCUGCCUGGAGCAAGAAUAUGCCAAGAAUAUCAUGAAGGCAGCAGAAACAACAAAGUCUUGUAUUGCUCAACAGGAGCUGAUGCCACUGCAGUCUAUAUACACCAUGGCUCUGGAGCAGGAUAUGAAGAGCAGCUCAUCAGCCAAACACACCACCGAGCUUCUCUAUCAACGGUGCUACCAGGCUUUGUCUGCCAAGCGGAAUGAGAUUGACAAGUGGCGUCGGGAGUUUAAAGAGCAGUGGAGCAGGGAGCAGAAGAGAAUGAAUGAUGCCAUUGCGGCGCUGAAGCGAGCACGACAGCAGUACCUACAGCGCUGUGAGGAGCUGGAAAAAGCCAAAGCCAUGACGGCCAAAGGAGUCGAUGAACUCAGCGGCACAAAGACCCUGGACAAGAGGAGGAAGUCUCAAGAUGAGGCUCGAUCCAAGGUAUCGGAGGCGGAAAUGUUAUACAGACAGUGUGUGAACGACGCGAGGGCUCAUCAGGAAGAGCUGGAAAAAGUGAAGGAGAGGAUCAUCGUCCACACCCGCAAGCUCAUCUGCCAAGGAGACAACGUGCUUAAAGAGGUGACGGUGAACAUGUUCUUCUACCAGAGACAGCAGAUGGAGUCCGUCCCCUUAGGAUACCACAACCUGGAGCUGACCUGCCGACCUUGCGAGGCAGGAGAACCGUACCUGCUCUACAUCGCCAGAAAGUGUGGACCCGAGCAGCCGCUUCAGACCUUCAGUUUCCAGGAGUUCAUGCCUCAGAACAAGAGAACUCGUAAAGUGAGUAACGCCGUGAUGCUGCUGCAGGACUCGACUAACAUACACGAGGACGCGAAGCGCUUCAGUGAUGGAAGACGCCCCGGACACAGUGACAGUGACAGCAUAGGAGGAAGUCUGGAGUCUCUGUCCAGUCCAGCCCAUAAACUGCUGAAAGCUCCGUCUACUGGAACCGUGUCCUCUGAUGACCUGGAUGAGAGAGAACUGAACACUGAAGCUGAGAGCUCUGAUCCUCUUAACGACAGUAACGGCACCUACUCUAAAGUGCGCACCACGUCCCGAGCUGCUCUCACACACCGCCUCAAGAAAACAAAGAGCAAAAUGCAAAAGUGCAAACUGUGUGAUAACUUCAUCCUGGUCAGCGGCAUCGAGUGUGAGGAGUGUGGCCUUAUGGUUCACAGGAAGUGUCUGGAUCUGUGCCAGAUCGAGUGUGAGCGCAGAAGAGGGUUUCUCUUUGGGAUAGAGUUCUCCAUGUUACCCAGAGAGCAACCGCAGGACAUCCCCUUCAUUGUGCAGCGCUGUACUGAAGAGAUCGAGAGCCGAGCGCUCACUGUGCAGGGAGUUUAUCGUGUCAGUGGGUCCAAACCCAGAAUCCUGAAGCUGUGUCAUGCUUUUGAGACCCAGAAAGACCAGGUUGACCUUUCAGACCUCUCACCCCACGACAUCACUUCCGUUCUGAAGCUCUUUUUUAAAGAUCUCCCUGAACCGUUACUGACCUUCGACCUUUACACUGAUUUCAUCAACACUGGAAAAGAAAUCCAGCGUCUGACCGAGAGAGAGCAUUCAGCUGAGAGUGCUCAGAUCAUAGAGAACAUUCUGAGCAAUCUAAAGCAGAUUCUAGCACGACUUCCUCCCUGUAAUUACAGCACGCUGCAGUACAUGAUGGCUCACCUGUUCAGGAUAUCUGAGUGUGAGGAGAAUAAGAUGUCUCCUGGGAACCUGGGCAUCGUGUUUGGCCCCACUCUCCUGCGCCCCCUCGUGUCAGGUGACGUGUCCAUGAUCGCCCUUUUGGAAAGCAGCUACCAGGCCCUGCUGUUGGAGUUCAUGAUCUCACACCAUGACCAGAUCUUUGGCCCUGCUCCAAAAACGUGCACGCCUCCAACACCUGCACAGACCAACCCACCACCGGAGCCGGACACGGAGCAGGCCACUGCUAACGAGUGUGGAGCCUCGACCAGAGAACGGCCACAGUCUCUAGAGGUAGGAAAUGUCACAGUCUGGACCUGAGGUCUCACUAAACAUCAGUGUCAUGGUUGUGAGGGACACCCGCAGCUGUGUGGAGUCGCACUGAAGGUGCUUUUACGGACCCAGUCGAGUCAUGAAGCAACCAAGGUAGAGCUCCAGCUAGAGAACGGAAAGAAAUAUCGUGAAGCUACAAAUUCUGGGAGGUUGUGUGGCCAUGCCAUGCCUCUCAGCCAUCUCAACCCUGAAUCAGACAUUGCCAUAAAGACAGAUGUGGUGUAUGUAAAUGGUACGGACCACAGGACAUGGAUCAGAAGACACAGGACUUUUUUGUCCAAACUAAAGCUGAGACGAAACAGUGAAGGAAAUAUGAAAAAAUUCAUUUUGUAGGAAACAAUAGUUGUUUUUUUUAGCUUACUCUUGGAUUCCUCAAGGGUUCCUUGGAUAAUGAUGGGUUCUGAAAUGAUUCUACAGGGAAACACUGAAAGUUACACUUUUCCAUUGAACAACCUAUAAAAUAUAUAAUUGCAUAGUUAUAUGAUUUAUUUUAACACAAUAUGGCUUUGCUGUCUUAAAUUUUCCAUGUUUGUUUUCAUUUCAUACUGAACCCUGUGAUGUCUUUUUCCAGCACUAUUAGCUUCUUGAUAUAACUUUUUCAGAUUCAUUCAAAACUUCAUUCAAGACUUCAUUCAAAACUGACCCUGUCUCGUUCAUUUAGGAAUACUGGAUUUAGAAAAUUUGCAUAUUGUAUAAUAAUUGUUCUGUUUUGUAUAUUUGGUUUUGUUCCCCAGUGGAAUCUAAAUAUAUGUUUUGUACAAAACUGUAAUUUAUGUUUUCAUUUGAUAUCCAAUCCAACGUUUAUUGCUGUAUCCUGGAUAUCAUCAUAUGUCUGAUCUUAUACGUGAGAUAGCACAGAGUCAGAAGGUCAUUCUUGACCAGUGGAGCACAAAUUUAAAAAAAAAAAGAAAUCAUCAAUACUUAAACAUACCACAAGAUGGCAGAUGUGUCAUGUUGCUCCACAGUAAAGUCUGAAGGAUGAGUGAAGCAUCCGGAUCCUCACACGUUACAAACAGACAUUAAGUUUAUAAUCAGCAAUGAUGUUAGAGGGCAUUGGUACUGUAUAACAGACAUCUGAUGGGUCAGGAGCUGUUGAUUCUUUUUCUGUAUCAGAAGACAGCAGUUCAGCUCCAAAUCCCAGGUUUAUAUGACGUAUUCUUUGAGAUGUCUUGGCAAGUUAUGAAGGAGUCCUGUGUCUGUGCAUUGUAAUGAUCAUGUUCACACCAAACGAUCGCGACAUUCACUGACGUCACAAGGUUAAUUAUAGCUCACGUUAAUUAGCGCUAGUCUUUAUGUCACACUUUAGUACAGAACUCGACUUAUGUUCAUUUAACUAUUGCAUCUUAUCCUUGCUUUUUUUCACGUUUUGCUAUUUUACAGUAUGUCUCUCGGUCUUUGUGUUUCAUGUUUGCUCGCCUAAAACGAAUAAAUGAAAUCUUCACUUGGA
Messenger RNA from Tachysurus fulvidraco (yellow catfish), 4081 nucleotides. Its product is annotated as GEM interacting protein. Lineage: Eukaryota; Metazoa; Chordata; Actinopteri; Siluriformes; Bagridae. The record is from RefSeq and is a predicted model, not a curated record. The transcript has 20 exons. Bases 208 to 2622 code for a protein of 804 amino acids. Gene Ontology annotation, biological process: activation of GTPase activity; negative regulation of GTPase activity; signal transduction. Gene Ontology annotation, cellular component: plasma membrane. Gene Ontology annotation, molecular function: GTPase activator activity.